GUGAUCCAGCUGUAUGAGACCAUGAUAGUGACACUGUGUGGUUGUAACCCCUUCUACCUCCCGGUCAAGACAUACGUCCUCAACCCCAAGUCUGUCACCAUGGGAGAGCUCUACGGAGAAAAGGUGAACAUAUUGACCCUGGAGUGGCGUGACGGCCUGAUGGCGCUCAGCGUGCGAGCGGCCUGCAACGACACCAGCGAUGACCACAAGUGGAUCGUGUCGGACGGUCCGGUGGACGCGCUGUGGAUUGAGAACAUGAACACGGUCCUGGACGACAACAAGAUGCUGUGUCUGGCCAACAGCGAACGCAUCAAACUGACCCCGUCUAUACACAUGGUGUUUGAGGUCCAGGACUUAUCGGUGGCGUCCCCAGCCACAGUGAGUCGCUGUGGGAUGGUCUACAUCGACUCUAACGAACUCAAAUGGAUGCCCUAUGUCCAGACCUGGAUCACUGACUGGCCUGGCUAA
Molecule: messenger RNA, 468 nt
Organism: Oncorhynchus keta (chum salmon)
Lineage: Eukaryota; Metazoa; Chordata; Actinopteri; Salmoniformes; Salmonidae
Product: dynein axonemal heavy chain 6-like
Exons: 5
Biological process (GO): microtubule-based movement
Cellular component (GO): dynein complex
Molecular function (GO): dynein intermediate chain binding; dynein light intermediate chain binding; minus-end-directed microtubule motor activity
Source: RefSeq, a predicted model, not a curated record